Molecule: messenger RNA, 543 nt
Organism: Cavenderia fasciculata
Lineage: Eukaryota; Evosea; Eumycetozoa; Acytosteliales; Cavenderiaceae
Gene: nip7
Product: 60S ribosome subunit biogenesis protein
Exons: 3
Coding region: 1-543 (180 amino acids)
Biological process (GO): ribosomal large subunit biogenesis; ribosome assembly
Cellular component (GO): preribosome, large subunit precursor; nucleolus; nucleus
Molecular function (GO): RNA binding
Source: RefSeq, a predicted model, not a curated record
AUGAGAAAAUUAACAGAGGAAGAAACAAAGGUUUUCUUUGAGAAGCUUAUUAAAUUUAUCGGAAGAAAUAUAUCAUUGUUGAUUGAAAGAAAGGAUGAAGCACAUUGUUUUAGAGUACAAAAGAAUAAAGUAUACUAUGUAAAUGAAGAGACUAUGAAGAAGGCACAAAGCGUUCCAAGAGAUUCACUUCAAAGUUUGGGUACAUGUUUUGGAAAGUUUACAAAGACUGGAAAGUUUAAAUUACAAAUUACUUGUUUAGAUUAUUUAGCUCAAUAUGCCAAGUAUAAGGUAUGGGUCAAGCCACAAUCAGAAAUGUCUUGGUUGUAUGGAAAUAAUUUAUUAAAGGCAGGUAUGGGUAGAAUCACAGAAGAUACACCAGCCAAUCAAGGUGUUGUUUUAUUUUCAAUGAAUGAUGUACCAAUUGGAUUUGGUACCACCUCAAAAUCAACUCAAGAUUGUAGAAAGUUGGAUCCAACUGCCAUGGUAGUUUAUCAUAUUUGUGAUGUUGGUGAAUAUUUGAGAGACGAAGAUACUUUAUUCUAA